UGUUCGACUGUUGAACUGGAGGAUCUGUUGAUGCCUCUUGGAUGAUCCAGUUUGUGGGAUUACGCAGCUGAAUUCGUCCUGACAGAGAGGAGGAACAUCCCUCACUUCCACAGGAGGAGAAUCUCUCCGCGUUCAGAGUGUCGCAGUCUAUCAAUAGAAACAGAGCAGCAAGCCCCGCCCCGCUGUGAUUGGAUCAUCGAUCUGCUCUGUGAUUGGCGGGCUCGGCUGCCGGUCAGGGCGCUGCGCCUCUUGUGGCUCCGGGCUGUGGAUGCUGGCGCAGACGCUGAUCCUCGCUCAGGUGUGUGGCGCAGCGUCGACCGGAGCGCGUGAAGCGGAGCUGCGGGUGGAGGGCGCGUGGAUGGAGCUGCAGUCGUGACUCCGUCCGCCUCCCACUGCAGAAGCCCGUGCGCUGAAGUCGCAGCAGCAGCAGCAGCAUCGUCCCCGCGCGCCAGCGGCAGCGCUCGCCUCCGCAGACAUGGGCACCGUCCUCUCCAUCUCCCCCGCCAGCAAAAAGGCGUCGAUCAUGGACGCGGAGGUCUCCGCCGACGCGCUGAAGACCGACAAGAGCCUGAAGCGCCACUCCAUGUUCGUGUCGCUCUCCUGGAAGAAGCUCGUGGCCAACUCGGCCAAGAAGAGCGCGAAGAAGGUGACCCCGAACCCGCUGCCCGCCCGCGAGCUCCCGUCCAGCCAGGUGGCGCAGCGCAACAGCGAGAACAGCCGGAAGACGGAGGAGAAGCGGCCCAAGGCGCCCAUCCCGGUGCCGGUGCCCACCGUGCCCACGCAGGGCGGGGAGGCCGCCCUCCAGAACGGCCGCCUCGCGUCGGUGCAGAAGCAGCCCAGCAGCUUCUCGCUGGUGUCUCCGCGGCGGAUCGUCAUCCAGGCGUCCACCGGGGAGCUGCUGCGCUGCCUGGGGGACUUCCUGUGCCGCCGGUGCUUCAAGGUGAAGGAGCUGAGCAGCGCCGAGGUGGUCCUGUGGUUCCGGAACAUUGACCGGACUCUCCUGAUCCAGGGCUGGCAGGACAUUGGCUUCAUCACGCCGGCCAACGUGGUGUUCGUGUACCUGCUGUGCCAGGACGCGAUCACGGACAGCGUGGAGAGCGCGGCGCAGCUGCAGGGCGCCUUCCACACCUGCCUGUACCUGUCCUACUCCUACAUGGGCAACGAGAUCUCCUACCCGCUCAAGCCCUUCAUGAACGACGCCAACAAGGACGUUUUCUGGGAGACGUCGCUGCGCAUCAUCGACAGGAUGAGCGCCAAAAUGCUGCAGCUGAACGCGGACCCGCACUUCUUCACCGAGGUCUUCCAGGACCUGAAGAACCAGCGCGAGCCCGCGGAGGGCAACCUGGACCGCUGAGCGGAACCGGAACCGGAACCGUGGCGCACUUUGAAUGUAAAAGAGUCCCGCCAGCGCGGGUGGAGGGCUUCUCUGAAGCCGCGCGCUUUUACGCAACGUCGGUGUGGCGCUGAGGCCGCAGUGCGCGCGCGGGGGGAAGGGAUGGGGGGGAGGGGGGUCAUGCAUGCCUGUAGAUGUUUUCUGUUUGCUUCGUCUGUGCAGCAUCACAUCUUUAGUCUCCACAUCGCGGGAAGUCAAAGGAUGAGGGACGUGGAGGCGGAGCUGUCCAGGGUGCUGACACGCGCAUCCAUUUCUGCUCCUCCUUUUCUUUUAUAUUUAGAGCCGAGCCGAGCCGAGCCGGGCUUAACGGGGCCACAGUUAGCCCAGCACACUUUCAGCACAUAAGCCUUAGAAGCAGACGAGGCAUAAUCUGCUGUUUCCAAACAUCCCCGGAACAAACUGAAGGGAUCCCAAACCUCAUCCUCCCCGCCGAACACACCUGCACAGGUGUGGCUUUGAGCUGACUGUUUCAAAGCUGCUCCACAAUCGAUUGUACAGUUUCUCAAAAGAUUGUUUUUAAUCUUCUGUGUGCCAACUGUGACAAAAGCCUGAAGCUUUGAGGUUUACAUGUACAAAUCCCAUAUUUGAACUGUCUGCUUGUUAUCUAUGGAGCUAACAUGGGGCCGAUAUUAUAUAAAACCCGCAUAAAACAAAAUGUUAAAAGAUAUUGGUGUUUGGCCAAAAAAGUUAAAAUGUCAGAAACGUUUCGCUAUUCUAGAAUGAACUCAAUUAUUUUCAGUUUCAAACUCAAAAUUUCAAUUUCACCUUUUUUUUCCGGUUUUCGAAUCUGAAAUUUUCAAAAUCAAAAAUGAAAAAUAAGAGACGGAAGUGAGCAAAAAAACCUGAAACUGAAUAAGUUACUAGUUAUCUUGUAGCUCCAGCAUCACACAAACUAAAUUGGGGCCAAUAUUAUGGCCAUAAAUAAAUAAAUGAAUAAAAUGCUCAAACCUUUUUCCUAUUCUAAAAUAAACAUAAUUACUUUCAGCUUCAAAUGUUUUGUUUUUUGGGUUUUAA
Molecule: messenger RNA, 2407 nt
Organism: Oryzias melastigma (Indian medaka)
Lineage: Eukaryota; Metazoa; Chordata; Actinopteri; Beloniformes; Adrianichthyidae
Gene: cdk5r2b
Product: cyclin-dependent kinase 5, regulatory subunit 2b (p39)
Exons: 1
Coding region: 476-1354 (292 amino acids)
Biological process (GO): brain development; activation of protein kinase activity; positive regulation of cyclin-dependent protein serine/threonine kinase activity
Cellular component (GO): protein kinase 5 complex; cytoplasm
Molecular function (GO): cyclin-dependent protein serine/threonine kinase activator activity; protein kinase binding
Source: RefSeq, a predicted model, not a curated record